UUGAGGCAUUGGAGAUUGUAUUCAUUGGGGAAGGUUAACGUGAAUUUAUACCGUUUAAAUUGAGAUAAAAAGGAACUUAAAAUGUUGAUGGAUGUGUUGUGAGAACAAGACAUAUUUUUACACGUUAACAUUUGUAGCACAGUUAAUGCCUAGUUCAGUCAUGAAAAACAUGAAAGGUAACAACUGUCUGAAUGGGACAGGGAGCCAGUUUAAUACGUAAUGACAUUCACACGACUCAUGUUUACACCACUUCACAGCGAAACAACACCAACUUAGCUGGUAAUAACCAGGAUAGACCAACAUCACCAGAAAUGGUCUGUGAGUCUUGUAGUGCCAGCUUCAACAUCUUCAACAGGAAGAAACUAUGUAAGGACUGUGGACGCUACUUCUGUGCAAAUUGUGUGAUGCAACUACAACAAAAUGUAAAAAGAUCACAUCGUCAGUGCAAAAAGUGCAACAUUCUGACCACAGGCAACUUCACAAGACAGGACCUCCAGAAAUGGAAGGUGAAGGAUCUCCGGUCAGUGCUCAACAAGCGGAACAUCUCCACUGAAGCGUGUACAGAGAAGCAUGACCUAAUUGACCUCUUAGUCAUCACAUUUGGUGUGGUCAGUCAGGGUAACUCAGGAGAUAGGUCUUCCAGUACAGCCCAAACCACAAUUACAAUAACUGGUAACCGUGGUGACUUACAAGAGCAAGGUUCCACAUCAUCAAGCAGUAGUGAGCAAUCUCCGUCACCGCAAGGAGUUCCUGCUGCAUCCUGGACUGCCGCAAGCUCUGUCCCACCCAACAAUCAACAGCGAUCUCAAUCCCUCCAGGAACCUCAGGCACCACAUGUGGAGGAGCCUCAGCGAUCCCAGUCCCUACAGCAGAAUGAAUCAGAGGCUGCACGUGCGGAACGAUUACGUCAGCGACAGCUGGAAGAAAUGAGGGUGGCAGAGAGACUGAUGGAAGAGAUGCGGCGAGUUGAAAAUGAGCAUCAAGUUCAACAGGAGAGGGCAAAACGAUAUACAUUAGACAAUAUAAAAUCAUUAGAUGACAUAGAAACACUAACUGUCCGACAAAUGAAAGAGGUACUGGUGAACAACUUUGUAGAUUACAAAGGCUGUGUAGAGAAAACAGAACUACAACAAAAGGUCACCCGACUGUGGAAAGAACACCAAAAUAACAAACAAAAAACACAAGAAAUCAUAAAUGCAUCAGAAAAUGCACCAGGAGGAAUAGCUACAUCAGCUGAAGAUGAACUCUGUAAGAUUUGUAUGGAUGCGGCCAUUAACUGUGUACUUCUAGAGUGUGGACACAUGGUUACAUGUACACAAUGUGGGCGUCGCCUUGCAGAAUGUCCAAUCUGUCGACAGAAUGUUGUACGAGCUGUCCACAUAUUUAGGAGUUAACAAUAAUGUGUUUGUGGUCUUGUGUAUUUUACUGUGGCACAAUGCUUAGAGGGCCAGAGACCAUGUGAUAUCCAUUCAUUCAUACUGAACGACCAAAAAUAAACUUGAAAAUAGUCCCAUUACCGUGGUGCCAUAUAUAUUUAUAUUUUUUGAAGGAUUUGAUAUUCUGUAUUCAUUCACUCCUAACAGAUUUUCCAGAGCAUGGAUAUUUACAUGUACUUUCAACACAUAAACAUGAGUGGUCUUUGUUAUUUUAAUGUACAGUCUAUAAUUUCACUCACUCAGUGUGUGUUUUAUAUGAGAUUAUACAGAGUGACUCUAUUUACACUUUGUUGCAUUUCCGAGUUAAUUUUUGAUGUGAUAUACCAGUAUUAUAUGCAUUAUUUUAUGAAAGGUAUAUGAAAUGUAGACACAUAUUGUAUGCUAGUGAGCAAGUGCAAAUGACAUUGUCUUAACUUCUACGAGAUACAAAAUUGUUGAAUUUUGCAAAUUUAUAAUAUCAUGCUGUAGGCUGGUUAUAUAUCAUUUCCGAAAAUAAACUGUCUCUGAAUACAGUA
Messenger RNA from Saccostrea echinata, 1951 nucleotides. RefSeq names its product E3 ubiquitin-protein ligase rififylin-like. Gene Ontology annotation, biological process: protein K48-linked ubiquitination; negative regulation of extrinsic apoptotic signaling pathway via death domain receptors; proteasome-mediated ubiquitin-dependent protein catabolic process. The transcript is spliced from 9 exons. Gene Ontology annotation, molecular function: ubiquitin protein ligase activity; metal ion binding. Lineage: Eukaryota; Metazoa; Mollusca; Bivalvia; Ostreida; Ostreidae. Gene Ontology annotation, cellular component: cytoplasm; plasma membrane. The coding region runs from base 192 to 1394 and encodes 400 amino acids. The record is from RefSeq and is a predicted model, not a curated record.